ACCGGCACGGGCAAGACGCACACGAUCGAGGGCCGGAUCGACAUCCCCGAGGAGAUGGGCAUCAUCCCGCGCGCCGCCGAGCACAUUUUCACCGCGCUGCAGGGCGAGCACGUUCUGGAGAGCACCUGCACCGUCUCGUAUCUCGAGAUCUACAACGAGGUGCUUCACGAUCUCCUCUCGCCAGCGGACGAGCCUGGCGCGAAGCUCGCCAUCGUCGAUGACAGCAAGCAGGGCAAGGGCGUCCACUGCGCCGGUUUGCUCACGCACGAGGUCAACACCCCCGAGGACGUGCUUCGCAUCCUGCGUGCAGCCCAAGACCGCCGCAAGAUCGGAGAGACCAAGAUGAACAAGGAGUCGUCCCGCUCGCACUGCCUCUUCACGCUGACCGUCAACCUGCGCGAGAAGACGCCCGAUGGGAUGGAGAUUGCGCGCGUGGGCAAGCUACACAUGGUCGACUUGGCGGGCAGCGAGUGUGCCAAGACCUCGGGCGUGGGGGCGCAGGACCGCACGCGCAUGCGCGAGGCGAUGAACAUCAACCAGUCCCUGCUGACGCUGGGUCGCGUCAUCACGUCGCUGCGCGAGAAGCAGGGCCGCAUCCCGUACCGCGACUCCAAGCUGACUCGCCUGCUGCAGGCGCGACGCUGCCCGGACCUCGGCGGGCGCUGCAAGACCUGCAUCAUCGCGACGCUCUCUCCCUCCAUCCUCUGCUGCGAAGAGUCGCUCUCCACGCUCAACUACGCGCAGAGCGCCCACGGCAUCGAGAACAAGCCG
Emiliania huxleyi CCMP1516 is the source of this 771-nucleotide messenger RNA. RefSeq lists its product as hypothetical. Gene Ontology annotation, molecular function: microtubule binding; ATP binding; plus-end-directed microtubule motor activity. The annotation marks the transcript as partial. The record is from RefSeq and is a predicted model, not a curated record. Gene Ontology annotation, biological process: microtubule-based movement. The transcript is spliced from 4 exons. Lineage: Eukaryota; Haptophyta; Isochrysidales; Noelaerhabdaceae.